Molecule: messenger RNA, 1874 nt
Organism: Rhopalosiphum maidis (corn leaf aphid)
Lineage: Eukaryota; Metazoa; Arthropoda; Insecta; Hemiptera; Aphididae
Gene: Cyp303a1
Product: probable cytochrome P450 303a1
Exons: 8
Coding region: 75-1574 (499 amino acids)
Biological process (GO): xenobiotic metabolic process
Cellular component (GO): intracellular membrane-bounded organelle; cytoplasm
Molecular function (GO): oxidoreductase activity, acting on paired donors, with incorporation or reduction of molecular oxygen, reduced flavin or flavoprotein as one donor, and incorporation of one atom of oxygen; iron ion binding; heme binding
Source: RefSeq, a predicted model, not a curated record
CAGUGUGUCGGAAGUGAGUGAAAGUGAAAUCUCUUCCACAGCUCUUAGUUAACAAGUGAACUCCAAGUACCAGGAUGUGGAUACUCGUGCUAGUACUAUUCAGCGUCGUAGUAGCGCUUCUGUCAUAUUUGGACAUGAGAAAACCAAAAAACUAUCCACCAGGUCCAAAAUGGUUACCAGUUUUGGGAAGUGCUCUAACCGUAAAUUCACUUAGAAAACAAACUGGGUAUUUAUAUCGUGCUACUAUUUGUCUAGCAGAAUCGUAUGGACCAAUUGUUGGUCUAAAAGUAGGAAAAGAUAGACAAGUAGUUUGCUGUGGAUAUAAUGCAAUUAAAGAAAUGUUAACUAAAGAAGAAUUUGAUGGACGACCACAGGGGCCAUUCUAUGAGACUAGAACAUGGGGCACACGAAGAGGUCUUCUACUGACAGACGAAGAAUUUUGGGUAGAACAACGAAGAUUUGUAUUGCGUCAUUUGCGAGAAUUUGGUUUUGGAAAAAGAACAAUGGCUGAACUUGUACAAGAAGAAGCCGUUCAAUUAGUCGACGAUUUCAAAAACAAAAUCGCUAAGUCUAAAAAUGGUACUGGUGAAGUGUUUGAAAUGAGAGACGCUUUCAGUGUGGGAGUUUUAAACACAUUAUGGUCAAUGAUGGCAAGCAAAAGAUACAAUGAAGAUGACAUAGAAUUAAAAAAUCUACAAGCUUUGUUAACUGAACUUUUUGCUAACAUCGAUAUGGUAGGUGCUUUGUUCAGUCAAUUUCCGUUUUUAAGAUUUAUUGCUCCCGAAGCAUCUGGAUAUAAAUCUUUCGUCAAUAUUCAUCAACAAGUAUGGAAAUUCCUUAAGGCAGAACUCGAUGAUCAUAAGGAAACAUUUAUUUUAAACCAACCAAGAGAUUUAAUGGACGUGUAUUUACAAAUGUUACAUUCACAAGACAAAAAAGAGAGUUAUUCAGAAUCUCAGCUCUUAGCUAUCUGUAUGGAUAUGUUUAUGGCUGGAUCUGAGACUACUAGCAAAUCUUUAGGAUUCGGCUUCCUGUACCUACUUCUAAACCCAGAAGUUCAGAAGAAGGCCCAAGAAGAAAUCGAUAGAGUGGUUGGUCGAGACAGACUUCCCACCCUAAAUGAUAGGCCUAAUAUGCCUUAUUUAGAAGCCCUCGUAUUGGAGUCGGUUAGAGUGUUUAUGGGACGAACUUUCAGUAUUCCACAUAGAGCUUUGAAAGAUACCACAUUGCAAGGUUAUCAUAUUCCUAAGGAUACAAUGGUGAUUGCAAAUUUUGCUGCAUUACUUAAUGAUGAUGACGUUUGGGACCACCCAGAUAGAUUUUGGCCAGAACGAUUUAUUGGUUGCGAUGGAAAAUUAAUUGUUCCAGAUGAAUACUUGCCAUUCGGAUACGGUAAACAUCGUUGUAUGGGACAAACACUCGCUAGAUCAAAUAUAUUUUUAUUUUCUGCUUGUCUAUUACAAAAUUUUGAUUUCUCAGUACCAGAGGGCCAAGCACCACCAAGCACAUUAGGCGUUGACGGAGUAACCCCUUCACCUGGAGAAUUCAGUGCUUACGUCAGUGUCCGUUCGUGAUAAUUAUCUAAAUUUAUAUUUAGAAUUUACGAAUUUUAGUCUUCAUUCUUUGACCUUAAAUCAAAGACAGAUUGAAAUUUUUAAUUAAAUUUUAAAUAAUAUUAUUUUUAUAUUUUUUUAUAAUAAUAUUAUAUUAUAAUACUAAUGUAGUAUAAAUAUUAACGUAUACUAUUGUAUGGUUAAAUGACUGAAUGAUUUUACAACCAAACAGUAUAUAGUAUUGUAUGGUCUAUACUACGUUUUCUGAAUCCAAAAAUGUAUUAAUAAUUUUAGUUAUAAGAUGUGUAAUAAUAAAUUGAA